This is a messenger RNA of Amblyraja radiata (thorny skate), 2165 nucleotides long. RefSeq names its product ELMO/CED-12 domain containing 2 (gene elmod2). The coding region runs from base 1 to 837 and encodes 278 amino acids. The transcript is spliced from 6 exons. Gene Ontology annotation, molecular function: GTPase activator activity. NCBI's taxonomy places the organism in Eukaryota, Metazoa, Chordata, Chondrichthyes, Rajiformes, Rajidae. The record is from RefSeq and is a predicted model, not a curated record. Gene Ontology annotation, cellular component: membrane.
AUGGUAUGGAUCCAAUAUGCCCACAAUUCUCUGCCCAAUUCUGCCACUGGUCUGUCUCCAUUCCACUGCUCCCUUGGUUAUCAACCACCUCUGUUCUCAGACCAAGAGGAGGAGUCUCCGUUCCCUCUGUCCACGUGUUUGUGCGCCGCGGUCGUCGGACCUGGAAGGAGGCCCUGCUCCGCACCGCUUCCAGGUAGUUUUUUUCCUCCCUGUAGGUUCAAGUUAAGUUUGCAGAUUUGCUUACUUCAAGUCACGGGCUAUAAAAAACUCUUUGUUGAUGUAGAAAACCUUCGCAAGCAGCCCUUCGACUCUUCAAAGAAGCAACAUGAAGAUAUGCUAAUAAAGCUGUGGGAAUUGUUAAUGCCCCAUAUACCCUUGGAAUCGAGAAUCACCAAGCAAUGGGGUGAUAUUGGUUUCCAAGGUGAAGAUCCUAAAACUGACUUCAGAGGCAUGGGAAUGCUGGGGUUGCAUAAUUUAAUGUUCUUUGGAGAGCAUUAUCCGGAAACGGCACGACAGGCUCUUUCUCAAUCAAAUCACCCAAAGAUGGGAUAUUCUUAUGCUAUUGUGGGAAUAAAUCUCACUGAAAUGGCUUACAGUAUGCUGAAGACUGGGAUAUUAAAAACCCAUCUUUACAACGUCGUUUCUGGGGCUCCCCAGAUGCACCAUUUCCAUGAGUUUUAUUGUUAUCUGAUGUAUGAGUUUAAUCAGUUCUGGUUCAAGGAGAAACCAGCCAGCAUUAUGGAAUUCAACUACUACAGAGAACAAUUUCACAAAAGGGUAAAAGAGCUAUUGCUGGAUCACAAUUCAGUGCUAAUCCUGAAAGCAGAAAGACAGUGAAUUGCAUAAAACCCAUGAAGUACCACUUGGGAUUAAUUGAACAAAGUGAGUUUAUGCAGUGGAUCUGUGGUCUCAAUGGAUUUGUUGCUCUUAAAUGGAAACCUAUGAACAACAUGUGACUGCAUUUAGAAUGAGUCCCUUUUCAAUAUAGAUAUUUCAAUUAUUUCAAGGUGCCUUGUGUUUGAUAGCACAGAUAUGGAGAAUUUAUUUAUAGUGCGAUUCAGAAUUAUUGUUGCAAACACUAAAAUGUAUUUGAGUGAUUUUUCAGGUUUACCUUCAAAGCACAGCCUGUUAUAUCCCGUUUAAAAAAAAAAAAAGCAUUACAGUUUAUUUUUUUCUGAUAGUGCAGAGAGCUUCGUAAAUCCAAUUGAAAAUAAUUUCAACAAUUCUUGAGUUUUUAUUUUAUUACAUUAAAAUAACUAAAGGACAUCUUUGGAGUAAGACUGCGAGAGCCAAAGCUUGACAUUUCUAAGAAUAUAAUCCUCAAUUGAAAUUACUGUUUAGAUUUUAUUCCAUGUGUCUUUUCGUGAUAAAGAUGCAUUACAGAAUUGGAGGGAAAAUGGGUAGCAUGCUAAAUCUAUCAGGGCAUUUCCAUGUACCUUAAGAAUGGGUUUCUUGUAUAUAAUUAAACCUAAAUUUUCCAGCAAUAAUUAGUUUUAAUCUGACAUGUUUAUUUUCCAAACCUCUGUAUUACAUAAUAAUUAUUAAUUUCAGAUGAAUUUAUAAACCAAUCUUUUAAUUGGUUGUCAAUUACAAAGAGCUGUGGCCAAGUUCAAAUUGGUGACAAUCUUGCUUGUACAAUUAAGUGGAGGUCUUCAUGAAGUAUGAACAUUUCAUCUGUUAGUGCUUUUGUUACGUGAUAUGAAAUGUCAACUAGCUGCUGAUUAUGCCACAUUGUAUUCACCAUGACUUUCCAUGAAGACAAAUUAAAUACACAGACAGUUAAAAAGUAAUUUCAAUGAUUGUUGGUAGAAAUUUUGAAGAGAUGCAAGGAAGAUGUACAUAAUUCUUUUGUUUUGAGCCUCAUCUCACUCAGGAUGGCAGCAGCAGUGGGUUACGGUUGUUCCAUGCACCUUUCCUGCUUUCUAUCGAGGAUUGCUUGUUGGUGUAUGACCACCGGUCCUAUGUUUUAUUACUGGCGUGAUUAAUCUAGAUAAUACAUUUGUACUUGAACAUUAACUAGUUUAUUGAACAAAAUACUUCCCACCAAAAAAAGAUGAUCUGACGUUUAAAGUUUAUAUAGAUUUGUACCAGAUGGCUUUCCUUAUAGGUGGGAGGUUGGAACUUAUUUUAUGAAUGUUUGCUCAAUUAAAAAUAUACCUGCAAUA